UCUUAUCGUUUUCAUGUGCUUCCAACGCGUGAUUUCUCGAUAUGGAAUUACGUGGAAACCAUGCGUGAAUCCACUUCGGGAAUGAGACAGUACUGAAAUACGGCACCGAUAACACCAAAAACACAAUAUUAGCACAUAAUAAUAAGAAUAAGUAUAAUUUUCACCGGCCAGCAAUUCAAAGACGGCAACAUGACCGGAACUAUGCUUUCCGCUGAGGGCGUGUCACUGGACAAGACUAUGGAGGAAAUGUCCAUCAAUGGCCACGCGCCACCGCCACAGUUUCUUGUUAGAGAAAGCAUUGUUGGGUCUACAGAUUCUUCUCCGUCUGUUCCAAUUCCAAUCAUUGAUAUCAGUCUCCUCUCCUCCCAAGAUGAGCUGCAGCAACUAAGAUCAGCUCUUAGCUCAAAGGGGUGCUUCCAGGCAAUAGGUCACGGGAUUCCAGGUUCAUUUCUUGACAAGGUACGGGAAGUUGCAAAACAAUUCUUUGCACUUCCACCGGAAGAAAAGCAAAAGUAUUCCCGAACAGCUCAUCAGGUUGAAGGGUAUGGGCAUGACAUGGUGGUUUCAGACAAGCAAAUUCUUGACUGGUCCAGUCGCUUAUUUCUUAGAGUCUUCCCGGAAGACCAAAGAAGGCUCAAUCUUUGGCCACAAAUUCCAAAAAAUGAUUUCAGUGAGAUAUUACAUGACUAUGGUGUGAAAUUGAAGUGCAUGAUGGACAUUCUCUUCAAGGCCAUGGCAAAGUCACUGGAUUUGGAAGAGAGCAGCUUCUCGAGCCAGUUUGGAGACCAACCCAUAAUGCAAGUCAGAUUUAACUUCUAUCCUGUUUGCUCAAGACCAGAUAUGGUUCUUGGUGUCAAAGCUCAUUCAGAUAGAUCAGGAAUGACAGUUCUCCUGCAAGAUGAACAAGUUCAAGGUCUUCAAAUUCUCAAAGAUAGUACAUGGAUUAAUGUUCCUGUAAUUCCUCAUGCUCUUGUUGUCAAUCUCGGUGAUCAAAUGCAGAUAAUGAGCAACGGAAUAUUCAAGAGCCCGAUGCAUAGGGUACUGACUAACACACAGAAGCUGAGGAUAUCGGUGGCCAUGUUUAAUGAGCCGGAGCAGGAUAAAGAGAUUGGACCUGUAAAUCAAUUGAUUGACGAGAAAAGGCCAAGGCUAUAUAGAAAUGUGAAAAACUUCGCUGAAUUCAACUAUGAAUGUUUUCAGAAAGGGAAAGUAGCAAUUGAGGAAGCUAAAAUAUAGCUUUUCUUCCGGCUUUUGCUUAUAUAUCUACUCUGCAUGGUACUGAAAGUAAGUUGAUGGUGAAAUUAUGGAACAUGUAUGCUAUUCCGAUAUGCCUGUUUCGGAAUCAAUUAAAA
Molecule: messenger RNA, 1352 nt
Organism: Alnus glutinosa
Lineage: Eukaryota; Viridiplantae; Streptophyta; Magnoliopsida; Fagales; Betulaceae
Product: jasmonate-induced oxygenase 4-like
Exons: 4
Coding region: 190-1236 (348 amino acids)
Source: RefSeq, a predicted model, not a curated record